Lemur catta (Ring-tailed lemur) is the source of this 2323-nucleotide messenger RNA. RefSeq names its product solute carrier family 3 member 1 (gene SLC3A1). The coding region runs from base 79 to 2136 and encodes 685 amino acids. NCBI's taxonomy places the organism in Eukaryota, Metazoa, Chordata, Mammalia, Primates, Lemuridae. The record is from RefSeq and is a predicted model, not a curated record. The transcript is spliced from 10 exons. Gene Ontology annotation, biological process: carbohydrate metabolic process; amino acid transport.
CAAGAUUAAGCAUUCCGCAAGCCACCUUUCCACCUGCGUUGCUGCAGGAAGGCACUCCAAGGGGUAAGUCGGUGCGACAUGGCUGAGGACGAAAGCAAGAGAGACUCCCUCCAGAUGAACAGGAAGGGAGGCCAGAUAAACAACGGGUUUGUCCAAAAUGAAGACAACCUAGAGCAGGACCCAGAUCCAGGCAGCUCACAAGACAACCCCCAGCAUAGCACCGUGCGCAUCGAUGACUCCCGGGAGCCCAGCUUCCAGGGCAUCCGGCCCUACGCGGGGAUGCCCAAGGAGGUGCUGUUCCAGUUCUCAGGCCAGGCCCGCUACCGGCUCCCCCGGGAGAUCCUCUUCUGGCUCACCAUUGCGUCCGUGCUUGUGCUCAUUGGGGCCACCAUAACCAUCAUCGUCAUCUCUCCAAAGUGCCUUGACUGGUGGCAGGAGGGGCCCAUGUACCAGAUCUACCCGAGGUCUUUCAAGGACAGCGACAAGGAUGGGAACGGAGAUCUGAAAGGUAUUCAAGAUAAACUGGACUACAUCACAACUUUAAAUGUAAAAACUAUUUGGAUUACUUCAUUUUAUAAAUCAUCCCUUAAAGACUUCAGAUAUGGUAUUGAAGACUUCCGAGAAAUUGAUCCCAUCUUUGGAACAAUGAAAGAUUUUGAGAACCUGCUUGCAGCAAUACAUGAUAAAGGUUUAAAAUUAAUAAUUGAUUUCAUACCCAACCACACCAGUGAUAAUCACACUUGGUUUCAACUGAGUCGGACACGGGUAGGGAAAUACACUGAUUAUUAUAUCUGGCAUGACUGUACCCAUGAAGACGGCACAACCAUCCCACCCAACAACUGGUUAAGUGUAUAUGGAAACUCCAGCUGGCACUUUGAUGAAGUGCGAAACCAAUGUUAUUUUCACCAGUUUACAAAAGAGCAACCCGAUUUAAAUUUCCGCAAUCUUGACGUUCAAGAAGAAGUAAACGAAAUUAUACAGUUCUGGCUUGCAAAGGGUGUUGAUGGCUUUAGUUUCGAUGCUGUUAGAUUUCUUCUAGAAGCAACACAUCUGAGAGAUGAGAUCCAAGUAAAUAAGACUCAAAUCCCGGACACGGUCACACACUACUCGGAGCUGUACCACGACUUCACCACCACACAGGUGGGAAUGCACAACAUCGCCCAGGGCUUUCGGCAGAUCAUGGACGAAUACAGCAGGGAGCCUGGCAGAUACAGGUUCAUGGGAAUUGAAGCCUAUACAGAGAGCAUCGACAGGACCAUGUUGUACUACGGGUUGCCAUUUAUCCAAGAAGCUGAUUUUCCCUUCAACCAUUACCUCACCAUGCUAGACACUCUUUCUGGGAACAAUGUGUAUGAGGUUAUCACAUCUUGGAUGGAAAAUAUGCCAGAAGGAAAAUGGCCUAAUUGGAUGAUUGGCGGACCAGACAUUUCCCGGCUGACUUCUCGUUUGGGGAAUGCAUAUGUCAAUGUGAUGAACAUGCUGCUUUUCACACUCCCUGGAACUCCCAUAACUUACUAUGGAGAAGAAAUAGGAAUGGGAAAUAUUUUAGCCUCAAAUCUCAAUGAAAGCUAUGAUAUUAAUACCCUUCUCUCAAAGUCACCAAUGCAGUGGGACAAUAGCUCAAAUGCUGGUUUUUCUGAAGCUAAUCACACCUGGUUACCCACCAGUUCAGAUUACCACACUGUGAAUGUUGAAGUCCAAAAGACUCAGCCCAGAUCGGCUUUGAAGUUAUAUCAAGAAUUAAGUCUACUUCAUGCCAAUGAGCUGAUUCUCAACAGGGGCUGGUUUUGCCAUUUGAGGAAUGAUAGCCCCUGUGUCGUGUACACGAGAGAGCUGGAUGGCAUAGACAAAGUCUUUAUCGUGGUUCUGAAUUUUGGAGAAUCAACACUGCUAAAUCUACAGGAAAUGAUUUCACAUCUUCCUGCAAGACUGAGAAUAAUAUUAAGUACCGAUUCUGCCUACACAGGCGGUGAAGUUGAUACAAGUGGCAUUUAUCUGAACAACGGAGAGGGACUCAUCCUUCAAUACAACACAAAGAAUCUCCUUCAUUACCAAACAGCUUUCAGAGACAGAUGCUUUGUUUCCAAUCGAGCAUGCUAUUCCAGUGUAUUAGACAUACUGUACACUUCGUGUUAGGCACCUCUAUGAAAGAGAUGACACUGGCAUUUUGUUGGUAUUUUAAGCAUUUGCAGUAGUUUCAUGUAUAGCAUGCUGCGGGAUAAACUUUCUGAACAAUCAUUAAUUCUCAGAUAUUUCUGUAGCUUGAAUAUAACUGCUUUAGGAAAGGUUUUCAAAUGCUUUGAAAAAAAUAAAAUGUUUAAAA